AGAACGCCUCCGCCAUCGCUGCGGCGAUGGUUUGGGUUCUGAGGGACGGGUUCGGGAUGAUCGGGAGCCUACUUUUCUCCUACGCGGCGUCUUCCCACAUGGACAGCAACAUCAAGGAGUGGCGGCUGUUCGCCGACAUCGCCAAUGACGUCGGCCUUACGCUGGACCUCGUGGCGCCGGUGUUUAGGGGCAACUUCGCCGUAGUGUCGUCGCUGGCUACCGUUUUUAAGGAAAGAAAGGACGUGGUGCAUGCAUUUCUGAUUGUGGUUCGGAGCGGUGAACAGGAGCGUACUUUGCCUUGAGGCCCUUCCUUUUGAAGUGGCGGCCCUGAGCACACUCCCUUCUUCUUGGCCUUUGCGCACCUGCAGCACGUUUCACUGGGACGAGCUUCGGACACCCUCGCGCGGGCGGCUUUCGUCUGCGCUUGAUCUCAUGUUUGCACUGUUCUCUUUCGGACUGUACGUACGUUAUUUCUUUCAAUUCGAUCUGCAAACAUACGAUCGUUCCUCGCUUUUGUGUGAUCUGACAACCCUCAUAACCCUCUCCCCCGGACGCGUUGGCU
Molecule: messenger RNA, 562 nt
Organism: Ectocarpus sp. CCAP 1310/34
Lineage: Eukaryota; Phaeophyceae; Ectocarpales; Ectocarpaceae
Source: the annotation of a GenBank genome assembly